Messenger RNA from Ostertagia ostertagi, 462 nucleotides. The record is from the annotation of a GenBank genome assembly. NCBI's taxonomy places the organism in Eukaryota, Metazoa, Nematoda, Chromadorea, Rhabditida, Trichostrongylidae.
AUGAAAGAGGUGAAGGAGGCAAAAGAUCCUGAAUACAAGACAAUUGAGCUGGACGCUAGUGAAUGGGAGAGUGUAAAGAUUAUGAAACGAAGUGACAUUAAACCUGAAGAUAUUGUGAAGAAGGAAUUUAAAGAGGAGAGAAGGAAGCCGUUGAAGCUGCAGCAUGAAAUUUUGUCACUAGUCAUUCACAAAUUCAGCAAUAAUAAAUGUAGUCAUUUGGUGUACUGUUCGGUGUCAAAGGGCGAAAAAGGGACAGAGGCGAUGGUUGUGCGUUUAUCGAAGGAUAAAGAUGAAGAUCAGGAGACACCAGAGACAAAUGAAGGCGCUUCGACGGAGAAGGGAACCACAACAACUGCUCCAGAAGAGAAGCCCUCGUCGCCGUCACCAUCCUCAUCACAGUCGUCGAAAAGGCGUAUGUACGGCAGUUCGGAUAUGGUGAAGCAAAAUCCUCGAAAGGAUUGA